Messenger RNA from Eimeria tenella, 3264 nucleotides. RefSeq lists its product as uncharacterized. Bases 1 to 3264 code for a protein of 1087 amino acids. The record is from RefSeq and is a predicted model, not a curated record. NCBI's taxonomy places the organism in Eukaryota, Apicomplexa, Conoidasida, Eucoccidiorida, Eimeriidae. The transcript is spliced from 4 exons.
AUGAGGCCCUUAGUAGCCUCUGGAGGAGGUACUGCAGGGCCUCCGGGGCCCCAGGGCCCCUCCUUGGCAGCUGCAGUAGCACCUGCUGGGCCGCGGCCGGCCGCUUCCUCACCAGGGGCACCCCAUUUGCCAUCCAGUGCAUCUUCAAGCGGCCGCUUAUCUUUUGGGUCUCCCCAUAUUGUCAUAUCUGCCUCUCCUUCGCCGAAUUCUUCUCCCUCUCUCUCCGCUUUGCCCAACCCCUCAAACGCAGGCAGCGCAGGGGCCCCAAGUGCCUGCAGCUCCCCGUUGCCGCCGCAACACAGGCCAGGAGCUUCUUCUGUGGGAAGGCCUUUGCAAGACUCUUCGAGAGAAGCAAAAGGGUCAUUUCCAGGGGCGCCAUCAGGGCCCCAACAGGAGGGUAGGGGUCCCUCCGAUGGAGGACCGCUGGCUGCAUAUAAAGUACCCCUCUACAAAGAUGGGUCUCUUGGUGAGGGCCUGUGGAUAGUUGCGGGGGCCCUUCCAGCCACUGUAGCUGCCAGGGGGACCCUUCUAAAGUCGGUUCGCAAGCUCGUCGAGGGCACGCGGAGGGCUAAGGGGGGCCCCAGAGGGGGCCCUCAAGCCCUCGCCGCAGCCAAGGCAGAUGCCCUCAUGAGAAGGCUUGAUGCUCUCGCUGCACAAGAAGGGGAUGCACCGAAGCGCUCAAGGGCCCCCCGCAAGUCCACAACAUCUGCUGCUGCUGCUGCUGCCACUCAGUCGCUGCAGCCCUCGGAGGGGGCAUCUUCAGGGGCUUCUGCCUCAUCUGCAACUGCAGGAGAAGAUAACCGCUCAGGCGGGGAGGGAGGUGCCCAACGGGGUCGCAAGGAUUUAGGAGCCCUUGACUUUUCUUUGGAAACCUCAGAGUCUGUUGAGGAGCCCUUGCUGUUUUCUGUGCCUCGCUUGGCUCCCUUGCAGAGGCAAAAGCGGAAAGAGGAAGCCCAGCCCAGCUUCAACUCCCAAGUUAGGCACACACUUACAGCGCAACUAUGUCAGUCGGCGAUGUGUCUCUUCGGUUCUGCGGACUCUCUCUUGGAGGAGCAGUCUAACCCUUGCUGGUCGAAGUCCCCCACUCCCCAAAGUCGCGCAGCAGAGGUGCAGCGCCUCCUCAGUCGCUCUCUGUUCAUGACAGGUCCCCCGACUUUUCUUCUUGAGCCUCCAAAGUCCCAAGAAAGCGAAUGGGCGGCCCCCCGAACCUCACCAGAAACCACUCCCGCCUUGCCUGGGGAGGCUUCCCGCGUUCCCCUCUCUGUUCUUCUUCAGCAGGAACCCUUCAGGUCCAGGCUGAGAGAAGAUGUGUAUCUGUCGGUCGGUUCUAGCUCGGAGAACCAGCAGCAGCAGCAGCCGCAGCACAAGAAGCAGCAGCAGCCUCAAACACAGCAGCAGCAACAGCAAGUAAAGCCUGCAGGCAGCACUUCAACUGCUGACGAUGGCAACAAAGGCGCAGCAGAGGCUUGCGAGAAGAAGACGGAAGCCACGGCCGCCUCGCACGCUUCAGAAAGUCCCGCAAAGCCCGACACACAGCCGACUGGCUAUGAGGCCCUCUCAAACUGGUGCUCCUCAGACGAAGACGAAAUGGGGGGCGGCCUGCCGUUUGGGGAGGCGGACAGUUACGCUGAGCUAUAUGCCCAUCGUGGAUUUUUCUCCUGGAGUCCCCCCACAGCCAGAGACCCCCUGGGCUUGGGUUUGGGGGCGUCGAAAUUGGGCAGCGGGGGCUCUCCUGGGGAGCCAUCUGGCUUGGAGGAGCAUAUGGAUUUGCUGCUGGCUGCGCCCGAAGAGCUGUCCGUUGCUGCUGCUGGUGACUGGCUGAGGAGGGCCCUGCGAGCCAGGAGACGCACAGAGAGGCGACAGAUGGCCCUCAGGGCCCUCACGCUAGAAAGAGCAGCGGCAGCUGCUGAGGGACCGUCUGUUGCAGCAGCGUUGCAGCAACUCAGACCCCAUGAGGUCAUCGAGCUCAAGAGACUGCGCCAGAUGCUGCAGCAACAACGCGCAAUGGAAACUGCCAGAAAAAGGCACAGGCUGGCGGAAGCAGAGCAACAGCAGCAACAACAGCAACAUCAACAGAAGCAAGUGCGGCAACAACAGCAACAAGAACAGCUACACCAGUCUCAGCCCCAAGAACAAGCCAAGCAACAGGAGCAAGCUCAGCAGUGGAAGGUCCCUGAUGAACAAGCACAGGUUCAGCAGCGGCACGUGGACCUCCAGAUUCAGCAGCAGAUGCAGCAACAGCAGCUUCAACGGCAGCAGCAGGAGCAGAGCUCUUCUCAAGGCAAGAACCACCUUCAGCAACAGAAGCAGCGCAUCCAGGAAGAAGAACAACAGCAACCUCAGCGUCCGCUACACCUGCAGCAGCAGACACAACAGCAGCACACGUCUCCGCAAAAUGCCUCGCAGCACCAGUUUAAGCAGCAGCAGAUACAGCAGCAGCUGCUGCAACAGCAGCAGAUAAAACCGCAGCAACUGCACCAGCAGCAGGUGAAACAGCAGCAGAUGCAGCAGCAGCAGCAACAGGAGCAUCUGCAGCAGCAGGUGCAGCAACAGCAGCUGCAGCAGCAGGUGCAGCAACAGCAGCUGCAGCAGCAGGUGCAGCAACAGCAACUGCAGCAGCAGGCGCAGCAACAGCAGCUGCAGCAGCAGGUGCAGCAACAGCAGCUGCAGCAGCAGGUGCAGAAACAGCAAUUGCAGCAGCAGCAACAACAAAAUAAGCUGCAGCAGCAGUUGCAGCAGCAGCAGUUGAAGCAGCAGCAGUUGCAACAGCAGCAGUUGCAGCAGCAGCAGUUGCAACAGCAGCAGUUGCAGCAGCAGCUGCAACAGCAACAGGUGCAGCAACAGCAGUUGCAGCAGCAGCGGAUGCAACAGCAGCAGUUGCAACAGCAACAGAUGCAGCAGCAGCAGAUGCAGCAGCAAGAGGUGCAAGAGCAGCAACAGCAGUUGCAGCAUCAGCAGAUGCAGCAACAGCAGCUGCUUUUGCAGCAGCAAAUUGCGCGGCAGCACGCGCAACAACCGCAGCACCAUUCACCGCAACAGCAACUACUGCAAGCGCCGCAGCAUCAACCAAGCCAGCAGGAGCAUCUUUUGGAGCAGCACGGUCAACAACGGCAGCAGCAACUGCAGAGCCAUUCACACCAACAGCAUUUCAUGCAGCGCGAACAGCACUUGAUGCACCACCAGCAACAGCUCUCGCAGCAGCACCAGCAGCAGCUUGUGCAGCAUCUCCUGCAGCAGCCGCAGCAACAGCAGCUGCAGCAAUAG